Lethenteron reissneri (Far Eastern brook lamprey) is the source of this 3826-nucleotide messenger RNA. Its product is annotated as unconventional prefoldin RPB5 interactor-like. Gene Ontology annotation, biological process: negative regulation of phosphatase activity; negative regulation of transcription by RNA polymerase II. The record is from RefSeq and is a predicted model, not a curated record. Gene Ontology annotation, molecular function: chromatin binding; phosphatase inhibitor activity; transcription corepressor activity. NCBI's taxonomy places the organism in Eukaryota, Metazoa, Chordata, Hyperoartia, Petromyzontiformes, Petromyzontidae.
UGUUGGUGGUGGUGGUGGUAGUGGUGUUGGUGGUGGUGGUGGUAGUGGUGGUGGUGGUGUUGGUGGUGGUGGUGGUAGUGGUGGUGGUGUUGUUGGUGGCGGGGGUGGUGACACGUUGUGGGGGCAGAGCAGGAGGAUCGUGGAUGGUGCUCGACCUCGUCCUGAUCUUCACAGCAACAACUACAUCAACAACAACAGCAGCAACAACUACAUCAUCAACAACAACAGCAGCAACAACUACAUUAUCAACAGCAGCGUCAACUACAACUACAUCAUCAACAACAGCGUCAACAGCAGCAACAACUACAUCAUCAACAGCAGCGUCAACUACAACUACAUUAUCAACAACAGCGUCAACAGCAGCAACAACUACAUCAUCAACAGCAGCGUCAACUACAACUACAUCAUCAACAACAGCGUCAACAGCAGCAACAACUACAUCAUCAACAGCAGUAACAACUACAUCAACAACUACAUCAUCAACAGCAGUAACAACUACAUCAACAACUACAUCAUCAACAGCAGUAACAACUACAUCAACAACUACAUCAUCAACAGCAGUAACAACUACAUCAACAACUACAUCAUCAACAGCAGUAACAACUACAUCAACAACUACAGCAGCAGCAGCAGCACGUCCUGCCGGUUGACGAUGGGCGACCCGGGCAGCGCGCAGCGACUGCAAGAGGCGCACGCGAAGGUGGUCUCGGAUUGCAGGGCCAAGAUACAGCACUGGGAGAAGGUUCGGAUGGAUUAUAGUGUCUUGCGAGACCGCCUCAGCACCCUUCCCGAUCGCCUGCACUACAGCGUCAUGGUACCCAUGGGGCCCCUCGCCUUCAUGCCUGGCCACCUCAUUAAGACUAAUGAGGUGACGGUGCUGCUGGGAGACAAUUGGUUCGCCUCGUUAUCGGCCAAGCAAGCGGAAGGCAUCGCAGAGCACCGCAUGCAACACGUCCAGAAGACGAUCGACGACCUGGGCAGAGCGCAGGGGAGCGUUGAGUCCCGUCAGAGGUUCACCAGCGAGCUCGCGGGGCUGGACAAGGAAAGGGGGAAUAUGGAAAUACGGGAGGAGUUGGAGAACGAUGAACCGAGGCAGAAAGGAAAGCCGCGGGUGGCCCACAGCCCCCACUCGAGGCCCCCCCCCGCCCCUCCCCGCGAGACCCCGGCCGCACCUCCCGACCCCCGUCACCAGCGAGAGGACACGGAGGAGAUGAGUCGUAUCUGGGCGAGGCUGGAUGAGCUGGAGAGGGAGGAGGAGGCGAUGGAUGAAGUGUUCAGGGCAGAAGAUAGCAACCCUGCUGAUGCUGAUGAUGUUGCUGAUGGUGACAUUGCUGAUGAUAAUGCUGGUGGUGGUGGAGAUAUUUUGGAAGAUUCAGAGUCCAAUCAAAUCCACCGUCACAUAUCGGUAACCACCAAAAGUUCUAAAGAGGAGCAGGAGGGGUCUGCGUGGGAGGGCGAGGGGCUUGGCGACGACCUCACGGAGUGGGAGGGGACGCCCACCAUUCGCUUCUCCCACACGACGGAACCCAAGAAGGUGCGUAUCGACACCGGCAGGAACACGACGCUCAAGUUCAGCGAGCGGAGGGAGCAGCAGCAGCAGCAUCGUCGGCGCAGGCACAGCGGUGGUAGCAAUGGCGGCACCACCACUCUCCGCUCCCCGGCCGACAUCUACAGGUGGUUUGUGGACGUGGCGAGCGGCCACCGCCGCCCACGCAAGUCCAUCCUGAAGUCGCGCAGCCACGAGGACGGCCUGGGUAGCGACGAGUUCAGCUACGGCGGCUACGGCGGCAGCAGCAGCAGCAACAGUGGAAGCAGCAACGGCAGCAGCAGCUACAACGGCAGCAGCAAUGGCAGCAGCAGCAUCAGCGACUCCAUCAUUAGCGCCAUCAUCGCCGGUAGUGGUGGCGGUGGUGGUGGUUGUGCCGGAGAUGCGGUCUUCCAUCCUUCAGAGGGGGGUGAUGGCAACACAACCGGCAACAAUAACGUCAUCAGCAGCAGCAGCAACAAUAACGUCACCAGCAGCAGCAACAACAAUAACAUCGACUCCACCACCAACAACUCAACUGCCACCAACUCCACCACCACCAACAACAACAACUUCACCUGUGAGUCAUCCAUCACGAGUCAGUCGCCCACCACCACCGACAGCAGCAGCAAGGAGGUGGUGGAGGAGGAGAUGUCAAGAUGUCCACUGCCUGAUGCGUUUUCUGGAGUUGUCUCGGAGAGAUCGGCCCAUGGCGCUCCGCCGUUGUCGCCGCCGCCAGCCACGGCGCCAGCCACGGCGCCAGCCACGGCGCCAGCCACGGCGCCAGCCACGGCGCCAGCCACGGCGCGCCGCCACCACGACGACGAUGGCGGCAGGGCAGGAGGUGCGGGUGGUGACGGCUCCCACUCCGGCGAGCCUCCUGCUGCACCCAGACGCGUCUCCAAGUUCAAGGCGGAGCGACUCGCCUCCAUGCGGUGACGGCGACAACCACCACGCCGUGACGUGGCUGUGACACCGUAGCCGUGACGACGACCACGCCGUGAUGUGGCGGUGACAUCGUAGCCGUGACGACGACCACGCCGUGACGUGGCGGUGACAUCGUAGCCGUGACGACGAUGAAGGUGACGUAGCGGUGACAUCGUAGCCGUGACGACCAUGAAGGUGACGUAGCGGUGAUAUCGUAGCCGUGACGACGAUGAAGGUGACGUAGUGGUGACGGCACCAUGACGACGUAGCGAUGACGACGUAGCGACGACGCCGCAUCCUCGCCGCGUAGCGACCGACUGCGAGCGGUGAAUGAUGGCGUCGUUAGCCCCGCCCCACUGGCCCUGCUUGGCCCCCAGCCAGAUUCUUCAGACUCCGCCUCCGAGCGUGGCCGGCAGCAGCAGUCGGGGAUCGGCCUCGGUUGGUCGCUAGCUUGGCUCGGACGUGGCAGUGGAAAAACACCACCUGUACCGUGCUAGCUUGGCUCGGACGUGGCAGUGGAAAAACACCACCUGUACCGUGCUAGCUUGGCUCGGACGUGGCAGUGGAAAAACACCACCCGUACCGUGCUAGCUUGGCUCGGACGUGGCAGUGGAAAAACACCACCCGUACCGUGCUAGCUUGGCUCGGACGUGGCAGUGGAAAAACACCACCUGUACCGUGCUAGCUUGGCUCGGACGUGGCAGUGGAAAAACACCACCCGUACCGUGCUAGCUUGGCUCGGACGUGGCAGUGGAAAAACACCACCUGUACCGUGCUAGCUUGGCUCGGACGUGGCAGUGGAAAAACACCACCCGUACCGUGCUAGCUUGGCUCGGACGUGGCAGUGGAAAAACACCACCUGUACCGUGCUAGCUUGGCUCGGACGUGGCAGUGGAAACGAGUCUCAGGGUCGGUGUCUCGAGUUGAGACCGGGUCUCAGGGUCGGGGUGAGUUUUCGCGAAAUUUUAGGGGGUUGCACUGACAUUGACAUUGAAAUGUGAGCACUUGCGGGGGGUGAGCGGGGGGGGGUAGCGGGGGGGGGGAUUUGUAGGGGAGGGUCGAGCGUGGCGAUGAGGACGUUUGGAAUGUACGGGCACAGUACUUUGUAAACCUGCAACGGCCACUAAAUUUGACAAGUGAGAGAGAACCGCCCUCCCCCGUGUCUCGAGUGAGUUUUUCAAGCAUCGUUUAGCAUCAACGACUCCGCGUCUGUGUGCGUGUGUGCGUAUGUAAAGUAGUAACUCGGCGGGAGACGUCUUCACGGGUAGCACACUCCUUUUUAUUGACACCAAACUGUUACAUGGGUGACUAACACUCACCCAGCCCCUUGGGUGACUAACACCCACUCAGCCCCUUGGGUGACUAACACCCACU